Molecule: messenger RNA, 1383 nt
Organism: Nicotiana tabacum (common tobacco)
Lineage: Eukaryota; Viridiplantae; Streptophyta; Magnoliopsida; Solanales; Solanaceae
Source: RefSeq, a predicted model, not a curated record
AUGGUAUACCUUCAUUCUACAACAUAUAACCCUAUUGGUAAUUCCACGGAGGUACCAACUGCCUGUCAAUUUAGCAAAGAGUGGAUCGAGAAUAUAGUUGGUGUAAGAAGAGCCUCAUCUUCUCUCUUGGAAACAAUUGAUGCUUCCGUUAUUUCUAAUAAUGGCAGAGAUAUAAGUAGUAGCUCCUGCAUUUUUGAAGUUGAUGGUCCUGGAGGAACAAGAAAAACUUUUUUGUAUAGUGCAUUACUUGCUGCUAUACAGUCAAAAGGAUUUGUAGCUUUAGCAACAACCUCUGGUGUUGCAGCUUCAACUCUUUCCGGAGAACGAACUGCUCACUCCCAUUUUAAAAUUCCUAUUGAUAUUGAUGGACAAUUCUCAUGUAAUAUUAGUAAACAAAGUUCACUUGCAUUAUUUAUACAAGAUGCCAAAUUAAUAGUAUGGGAUGAAGUAUCAAUGGCCAAAAAAGAAUUGAUAGAGGCUUUUGAUUUACUAUUGAAAGAUCUAAUGGAUACGAAGAUACUAUUUGGUGGGAAAGUUGUUGUUCUUGGUAGUGAUUUCAGGCAAACUCUUCCAGUUGUUCGUAGUGGAAAAAAAGAGGACUUCAUAGAAGAAAGCUUGCAAUGUUCUAACAUUUGGAAUCGACUCAAAAAAUUGCGAUUAUCAGUAAAUAUGCGAGCAAGAACAGAUCCUGCUUUUUGUGAAUAUUUGAUGAAAAUAGGGAGCGGAAAAGAAAAAACAAAUUGGCAAGGUAAGAUUGAAAUCCCUAAUUGUUUCAUUGUUCCUUUUAUUAGUGAAAAAGAAUCGUUGAAUCUUUUAUUUAGAGUAACUUAUCCAGAUUUUUAUGCAUCUCCUUGUAAUAUGUCUUCUACAUCUUCUCGUAUUAUUCUGACAACAAAAAAUGACUUUGUUGAUGAAAUGAAUGAUAUGCUCAUAACUCAAUUAUUGGGUGAUUCUAGGACAUAUGAUGGAUUUGAUGAAACUACUGAAACAAAUGAUCAAAGUCAAUAUGAAAUUUAUUUGCAUAGCUUACACCCUGCUGGUUUACCUCCUUUUCGCGAUCAGAGCUUCCUUCAUUUACUCUUCCCCCUUAGAGAGAGUGACUUGUGGGAUCGGUUGCUUGCCUUGCACUAUGCGUUGGUCGUCGAGAGCUCAUCGAGGCUCGACCUCUCUAGGCGAGGGUUUCUCGUCGGAGAAUGCUGCUCCGAGCAUGGAGAUGAUAUGCACAAUUCUUCAAAUUAUGAUUCUUCGUUAGAGGCUGCUUUUGGGACGGAGUAUCGACCUAUCGACAUGUAUCUAGGUCAUUGGCUUCCCGAGACUUGCCUUGGGCAGACAAAUUGUCGCUGCCUUUCGCAUAUAAGUGGAGUGGCCUCGGCUUUUUUGUAG